This is a messenger RNA of Ylistrum balloti, 1215 nucleotides long. RefSeq names its product carbohydrate sulfotransferase 9-like. Gene Ontology annotation, molecular function: sulfotransferase activity. Lineage: Eukaryota; Metazoa; Mollusca; Bivalvia; Pectinida; Pectinidae. Gene Ontology annotation, biological process: carbohydrate biosynthetic process. The coding region runs from base 1 to 1215 and encodes 404 amino acids. The transcript has 2 exons. Gene Ontology annotation, cellular component: membrane. The record is from RefSeq and is a predicted model, not a curated record.
AUGAUUUUUUACGACAUUACAGUAGUUGUUAAACCAACUCACGCCCCCUGGCCUACCCGGAAACGAGGUAUCCAAGGCUACGUUGGACAAGAUGAAAUGGCACCAAAAUCUUCCUUAAAGGUAAAUGCUACUGUCGAACAGACAUCUGAGGAGCGAUUAAGAAAAAUACGCAAUAUGUGUGUGAGACAUGAAUCAAUUCUGCAACGAAGGAAUUGGCACAUGAUAUUAGACGAUAAACUUCAAGUCGGAUUUUGCCCCAUUCAAAAGGUGGGGUCUACAUUCUGGCGACGAGUGUUAGAAUACACUGGAGGCCGGCGGAGUUAUACAUCUCUGUUUGCUGUGAAGUGGCAUGAUAUGAAGACUCCUCAUGUAGAGAAAUACGGGGACAGAGCACUGUCUCUCCUCGACAGUUCAAUCAAAUUCAUGUUUGUAAGAAAUCCAUACCAGCGCCUAUUUUCUGGCUGGGUUGACAAGCUUUUUUCACCCAAUCCCAUGUACUGGAAUAAGAUCGGACAACAUGUUAAACUGUUUUUGAAUAGAAAUGCCACAUCUGCUUGCGGUCAUGAUGCUUCCUUUGCGGAAUUUGUUAAAUAUUUCAUACACACACAACGCAUUCAAAUGAAAAGAGACCCGCAUUUUAUACCAAUGUACGAGCACUGCAGCCCGUGUCAUCACACUUUCGAUUUUAUCGGCACCAUGGAAACGUUCAGCACAGAUGCCGCGUAUUUGCUAAAAAUCAUCUCUAGUAGGUCAAAUGUCAAUAUUUCAAUAGAGGACAUCAAAGAUGCUGGUUAUGAUAGCUUGUUUGAUCACAAUAUGCGUUUGUACCGUUUCAAACAAAACAUUUUAAAAUGUGUAAGCUUCUACGAGGCUAUGCAACGAACAUGGCGGAACCUGCAAAUACGCGGGUAUCUUGGUAUAAACAUGAGUGUACCGUUCACACGGGAGGAAGCAGACACGGUGACAAAAGAGGAGUUCAUGUCCGCCCUAGUCACAGCUUACGAAUCCUCCGGCUCCAGGUCGUACCGUAGAUCUAACAGACGAGAGGCAUUGAUAGAAGCUUACGCUACUGUGAGUACAGCAGAUCUGGAAAAACUCCGCCGAAUAUUUAAACCUGAUUGGGCCUUGUUUGGGUACAAUGACAGACCUAUUGAAAUAUUCGAAUUGUCAAGACACUACAAAAGCUCACAUGGGUUUUUUGAAAUUUUAAAAUAA